Messenger RNA from Lycium ferocissimum, 1497 nucleotides. RefSeq names its product cytochrome P450 94A2-like. Gene Ontology annotation, molecular function: iron ion binding; heme binding; monooxygenase activity. NCBI's taxonomy places the organism in Eukaryota, Viridiplantae, Streptophyta, Magnoliopsida, Solanales, Solanaceae. The record is from RefSeq and is a predicted model, not a curated record. The transcript has a single exon. Bases 1 to 1497 code for a protein of 498 amino acids.
AUGGAUAUUGAGUCGUGUUGCUAUAUGGCAUUUUCUCUUAUGGGAUUGUUCUUUCUGGCUUUAUUCUUCAUUCCUUCAAGGAAAAAUCAGCUUUACCCAAAAUCCUAUCCCCUAAUUGGUUCCUUGUUGGAACUCAUUAGAAAUCGCGACCGGAUUAUCCAGUGGACUAGUGAAAUUUUCGACAAGUUAUCAUCCUCCACAUAUACACUUAAAGCUCCGCUAGGGCGAAAUAUCAUAAUCACUAAAGACCCUUCCAAUGUCAAGCAUAUUCUCAAGACUCGCUUCAAUAACUACCACAAAGAGAGCAGACUCACAGAAGCUUUAUCAGAUUUGUUUGGGAAGAGCAUUCUACUCGUUGAUGGCUCGGAAUGGAAGUCACAGAGACAGUUUUUGCGCCAUGAUUUCGAUCCGAAAAAGUUUCAUGGUUAUAUAUCUGUAGCAGAGCAAGAGCUCUCGGGUCGUCUUGUCCCUUUUUUAAGUAAUAUAGCAGCUCAGGAAAAUGCUGCUACAACUGAUCUCCAGAAUACAUUUAGUCGACUCACAUUCGAUUUGGUAUGUCGGAUCGGGUUUGGGUUUGAUCCGAAGUAUUUAUUACCCUCAAUGCCACCAACGCCUUUAGCCGACACUUUUAAAACUGCUGUGAAGUGGAGUAUGUUGAGGUAUACUACCUUACUCCUGAUAUGGAAAGCUAAAAAGUUCUUCAACACGGGGUCCGAGAAAAGACUUGGGCUCAUGGUUGAUGAAAUUCACAAAUUUGUGGGUGAUAUUAUCGCAAAAAAGAAGGAAAGAUUAGUCAUGACGGAGGAUUUGGAGGACAAGGACGUGUUUACAAGUAUAUUGAGAAGGGCACAGGGUGAACAACUAGGCGAGACGUUCCUUGUUCAUACAGCUGUUAACCUUAUCCUUGGAGGACAGGACACGUUGUGUUCGGCUUUAACAUGGUUUUUUUGGCUGAUCUCGAGUAACCCUGAUGUGGAACAAGAGAUUGUCAGGGAAAUUCGAGAGAGAGAUGGUUUGAACGACAUGGUUUACAUGCACGCUAGUAUAUAUGAGAGCAUGAGACUCUAUCCGCCCGUCCCUGUGGAAACAAAAGAAGCAGCGGAAGACGAUGUUUGGCCUGAUGGUACAAAGGUGAAAAAGGGGACGAGCAUAAUCUUCCACAUAUUCGCUAUGGGAAGAUCACAAGAAUUGUGGGGCUCAGAUUGGGCUGAUUUUCGUCCAGAGAGAUGGUUGGAGAGAAGAAGUAGCGGCACAUCCAGUAGUGAUGACUGGGAUUUCAUCGUGAGAGACGCUUUCACAUAUCCAGUGUUUCAAGCAGGGCCAAGGAUUUGUUUAGGAAAAGAAAUUGCAGUCGUGAUGAUCAAAAUGGUGGUUGCCACCAUCCUAAAGCGCUUCCGAGUCAUUCCGGCUCAGGACAAUUUCUCUCCACAUUAUGAUGUAUUUAUAACAUCAAAGAUGAGACAUGGCUUUCCAGUAAGAAUCAUAGAGCGUCAUUGA